Messenger RNA from Scatophagus argus, 1492 nucleotides. Its product is annotated as metalloreductase STEAP4-like. The transcript is spliced from 9 exons. The record is from RefSeq and is a predicted model, not a curated record. Gene Ontology annotation, biological process: copper ion import. NCBI's taxonomy places the organism in Eukaryota, Metazoa, Chordata, Actinopteri, Scatophagidae. Bases 62 to 1492 code for a protein of 476 amino acids. Gene Ontology annotation, cellular component: plasma membrane; endosome. Gene Ontology annotation, molecular function: cupric reductase (NADH) activity; ferric-chelate reductase (NADPH) activity.
GUCAUAUUCCACAGCAAUAUAACUACACAGCAGGGAUACUUUAACCAUCAAAACUGUGAACAUGACAGCGAGUGAGAUGAAGCCAGAGAGUGUGACGAUGCAUCCCCUGGGCACAGCAGCUGCCCCUGUGCCAGAGCUGCUGUGUAUCUUCGGGACGGGGGACAUUGGACGCUCACUGGGCAUGCGUCUGCUCCAGUCUGGCUACAGGGUGGUGUACGGCAGCCGCAACCCAGACAGCUGUGGCCCCUUGCCUCAGGGAGCUCAGGUGAUGAGCCAUGCAGCAGCUGCUCAGGCAGCACAUCUGAUCUUCAUAUGUGUUCACAGAGAACACUAUGAAUUCCUGGAGCGACUUGCACCUCAACUUGAAGGAAAGGUGCUGGUGGACCUCAGUAACAACCUGAAGAAAGGCAUGUACCCAGAGGCCAACGCUGUCUACUUGCAGGGACUGGUCCCUGGGGCUGAUGUGGUGAAAGGCCUUAACACGCUGUCUGCCUGGGCCCUGCAGAAUGGACUUCUGGCAGGAAAACAGGUGUACCUGUGUGGGAACAGUGCAGAAGCAAAGCAUGCAGUCGCAGAAAUAGCCACUAAGCUGGGCCUCACUGUUCUGGAUAAAGGGACUCUGUCUGCAGCCAGAGAGUUGGAGGACUUCCCUCUAAGGCUGUUCCCAGAGUGGAGACUGCCGCUGUGCUUGGCCUUUGGCCUCAUCGCCUUCUUCUUCUUCUAUCUACUCAUCAGAGAUAUCAUCUACGCUUAUGUUGAACAGGGCAAAAACACCUCCUACAGAAUCAUGAUAUCCCUAGCCAACAAGGUGUUUCCAAUUGUGUCUCUGAUCAUGCUGGCUCUGUGUUACCUACCUGGUGUUAUAGCUGCCUUCCUUCAGCUCUACAGAGGGACCAAGUACAGGCGUUUCCCUGAUUGGCUGGACCGCUGGAUGCUGUGCAGGAAGCAGAUUGGUCUGCUUGGACUGGGCUUAGCUUUACUUCAUGCCAUCUAUACAGUCAUCAUUCCUAUUCGCUAUGCUGCCAGACACAAAUUCAUCUCACGUGUGGUGGAUGAGAUACAGAACAAUAAAACCACCCCAUUUUACUUUGACAAUACACAAGCAUGGGCCACAGACUCCUUCUAUGUGGUGGGAAUCUUGGGCCUCUUUCUUUAUGUCGUACUAGGACUAACAUCUCUGCCCUCUGUGGGAGGCACUCUCAGCUGGAGAGAGUUCAACUUUAUUCAGUCUAAGCUGGGCUACCUGACGCUGUUCAUAUGUACGGCACAUGGCUACAUUUACGCCUGGAACAAAUUUCUUCGUUUGUCUACCUACAAAUGGUACACUCCUCCGGGCUCCAUGCUCGUUCUGAUUGUGCCUUCUGUGGUGCUGGUGCUCAAGGUGGUGCUCCUUUUGCCCUGUGUUGACCGUACCCUAACUCGCAUUCGACAAGGCUGGGAGAGGACACAGACCAGAGAAGAGAUGGGCAUGAAUAGGGCCACCAACUUUUGA